Molecule: messenger RNA, 3049 nt
Organism: Scomber japonicus (chub mackerel)
Lineage: Eukaryota; Metazoa; Chordata; Actinopteri; Scombriformes; Scombridae
Gene: slc27a1a
Product: solute carrier family 27 member 1a
Exons: 13
Coding region: 382-2328 (648 amino acids)
Biological process (GO): positive regulation of protein serine/threonine kinase activity; response to cold; cardiolipin biosynthetic process
Cellular component (GO): plasma membrane; mitochondrial inner membrane
Molecular function (GO): fatty acid transmembrane transporter activity; long-chain fatty acid transmembrane transporter activity; long-chain fatty acid-CoA ligase activity
Source: RefSeq, a predicted model, not a curated record
AGUCUGGUCCAGUCUGCAUUUUCAUUGCCCUCAUUUAAUAUUUCGGUUAGUCUUAUGAAGUCUCCCCAGUAAACACCAGCACACAGGAGUCGCUCACGUAUGUUUGACACAUUUUCUUUCAAACACUGAGAGUCCGCUACUCAACAACAACCGCGCCGACGGGCUGUGAACUGCAAAAACUACUGCAACUAUUGCAACAAAAAAACUAGUGGUUUCCUCAUAAAUAGUAACGGAGUGUCGUGUAUCCUCUCAACACCCUCAACAUCCGGACAAGGAUUUACUGGACAGUUUCCACGAAAGUAACGAGAUAACAAGCGGUGAGGACCGGGGCAGGGUUAUCGGGUGAAAGGUGACAUCGCUUCAGUCUAUUGACUCGUAGGAAUGCACAAUGUGGCAAGUGUCUCAGCCUCUCUUGGAUCGAUGGGACUCCUGCGUCUCUUCGGAGUGUCCUGGUCCUGGAGUCUGGCAGCAGGCCUCGGGGUCUAUCUGGGCACAAGAACCUGGAAAUACUUCUACAUCGCAGCACGCACUGCCAAGAGAGACCUCAAUGGCCUCUAUGUGCUGUUGAGAGUGAAGAUGGCUUUAUGGCGUUAUGUGCGCAAUGGAAGCAACAUUCCUUCCAUCUUUGCCCAGACUGUAAAACUCCACCCAAACAAAGUCGCCAUGAUCUAUGAAGCAACAGGGGAAACAUGGACCUUCACCCAGUUAGAUGAGCUGUCUAACGCUGUUGCCCAUUGGGCAAGAGGUCAGGGAUGGGUCUCCGGGGACGUUGUGGCCCUCUUCAUGGAAAGCAGGCCCUUACAGGUGGCGCUUUGGUUGGGCUUGGCCAAGGUUGGGGUGGAAGCUGCACUCAUCAAUUUCAACCUCCGCCAUGAUUCCCUCCUGCACUGUAUCGGGGUGUCAGGGGCCCAGGCUAUUGUGUUUGGAGCUGAGCUUGCUGAUGCAAUGUCAGAAGUCACUUCCUCCAGCAGCCAGUCCAUGGUACGGUUUUGUACAGGAGAGCUUAGUGCAGAACGUCUGGCAUGUCUGGGUGCUCAACCUCUGGAUCCAAUUUUAGCCUCUGCAUCUAAACAUCCCCCCUCAGCUUGUGUCCCCCCCAAAGGCAUGAACGACCGUCUAUUUUAUAUUUACACCUCUGGCACCACAGGACUGCCUAAGGCUGCCAUUGUGGUACACAGUCGCUACUACAGAAUUGCCGCUUUUGGUUAUUAUGCCUUUCGCAUGCGCUCUGAUGACGUCAUUUAUGACUGUCUCCCUCUCUAUCACUCAGCGGGUAAUAUCAUGGGAGUUGGUCAGUGUCUGAUCCAUGGCCUCACUGUUGUAGUGAAGAGGAAAUUCUCUGCCAGCCGCUUCUGGGAAGACUGCAUUAAGUACAACUGCACUGUGGUGCAGUAUAUCGGGGAAAUCUGCCGCUACUUGCUGUCUCAGCCAGUGCGGCCAUCAGAAAAGGGCCACAAAGUUCGGCUGGCAGUAGGAAAUGGCUUGCGCCCCAGUGUUUGGGAGGCCUUCACAGAACGCUUUCGGGUGGCUCAGAUUGGGGAGUUCUACGGAGCAACUGAGUGCAAUUGUAGCAUCGCCAACAUGGAUGGCAAGGUGGGAGCUUGUGGAUUCAACAGUCGCAUUCUUCCUAACGUGUACCCCAUCCGUCUGGUGAGGGUGGACGAGGACAGUAUGGAGCUGGUUCGGGACAGCCGGGGCCUCUGUGUGCCUUGUCGCCCUGGAGAGCCAGGGCUUCUGGUGGGUCGCAUCAACCAGCAGGACCCACUACGGCGCUUUGAUGGGUAUGCAAAUCAGGACGCUACAAGGAAGAAGAUAGCUCAUAAUGUCUUCAAGAAAAAUGAUUCUGCAUAUUUAUCAGGUGACGUGCUGGUGAUGGAUGACCUGGGCUACAUGUACUUUCGGGAUCGCGGCGGGGACACGUUCCGCUGGCGAGGAGAAAAUGUUUCCACUACGGAGGUAGAGGGCAUACUAAGCAGUCUCAUGGGUCAGACUGAUGUGGCUGUCUACGGUGUGGCAGUGCCAGGCGUGGAGGGGAAGGCAGGCAUGGCUGCCAUUGCAGACACUGCAGGGAGUUUUGACAGCAGUGGUUUCCUGCAGAUGGUUCAAGGAGCUCUUCCUUCCUAUGCUCGCCCAGUGUUCCUGAGAAUCUCCCCACAUGUAGACACCACAGGUACAUUUAAAAUCCAGAAAACCAGGCUGCAGAGGGAGGGAUACGACCCACGUCUCACAACUGACCAAAUCUACUUUUUAAACAGUAGAGCUGCACGUUAUGAGGCUGUAGAUGAGGAGCUAUACAAUGCUAUAGAGGAGGGAAGAAUGUCUCUAUGACAUGCAGGGCCUAGCAGGGCAGUCAUGGUGCCCCAGUGAAACAGAUGCUGUAGAGAGAAAAGAUAAUAUGUUCAUGUUGGUGUUGGUGUCAGUCUUGCUGCACCACCCAACUGGAUUUUUAACCGUUCAGGGAAAAAGUUGAGAGGACUACUUACAUAGGCAGUACUGUUACAGAUGAUAUUUUUAACACCGUUUGAGUAACACACCAGGACAUUAUGUGAGGGCAUGUAUUCCCUUUUAUAACUCCAUUAUCAUUAAACAAACACUUCCAGAAGCUUUUGAGCAUCACCGCACAUAUAGUGGGCAGCCCCCACAAACCCAUUUGAAAUAGGAUACAUGUUACAAUACUGUAGUUAGGAUGGCAACGGGUGGUGUGAAGUCAGGCUUUUUUUACGGGAUAUUUAUGCCCGUUUAUGAAAUAUCCUGCAAGAUUAACUCUGUGCAGCUUUAAGCAAUACUUGAGGGUGGAGUUACUACUGUGUGUUAGGACAAGAUGUCAACAUGCAGUACAUGUGGCUACUAGAUCAAACACUAACCAUAGUCUUAUUUUUAAUGCAAUGGAUCCAAUUAAUCCCACUUGUUUGAACCUAUGAACACUGGCACAGGCUUGCAAAUAAAUAAAAGUUGUUACUGUAUGUGCCUUACAUGAAAGUUCAGAUCUAUGUUUUUGUUUUUAUGAUGAUUAUUUUAUUUUUUUGGAAAGGAGCUCAACAGAAUGUGA